AUUUCUGCUGUUUAGAUGUUUCCCCUGAUCUGACAAGAAAAAUGGACAUCGAUACUCAGAGUACACGCUCGGGGACUUCACCAUCCCAGCUCCGUGGGUUUGUUAGUUGGAGACGGAGGAGAAGGAGGGCGCCUGGAGUGUGCGCUCUGUUUGGAGUCAGAUUACGCGCAGGCAUGGAGCGGAGCGCAGGGAGGGACUUCAUACAUGUGCAGAAGGAAUAACUCUCUGCUCGGCUGUUCCUCUCUGUCUGUCUGUCUGAGCCUGUCGGGGUCCUUCUGGGGCAGUUCAAAAACACCUGCACCCUCAGAGCUGAAGUGGAGAAUCUGCAGCCCGCGUCGGUUCACUUUCGCCGGACUUUCCACAAGUUUUUAAAUCAUGCUGGCAAGCGCCAAGUCGCCGAGCGCCAGUGCCAAGGAGCAGGGCAGAAAAGUGGCCGAGAAGACGACGGAUCCCAUCAGGAGACUCGGGCUUCUGGACAACGAGGACGUUCGCGUGAUGAUGCAGGGUUCCAGCAUGGUGAAGGUUCGCUCCUCAAGGUGGCAGAAGAGUCGACACCUUCGGCUGCUGGAGGACGGACUCACGGUUUGGUGCGAAUCCACUAAAAGCUCCCGCAAAGCCAAAGCACAGCAGACAUUUGCGGUGACAGAGGUGGAGUGCGUUCGCGAGGGCUGCCAGUCGGAGGCUCUGCGGCGGCUGUCCGGCUCGGUGCCAGAGACCCAGUGCUUCACCGUGGUGUUCAGGGGCACCAGGAAGAGCCUGGACCUGCUGUGCCCCUGCGAGGACGAGGCCCGGCGCUGGGUCCGAGGCCUCCGCAUGCUGAAGGAGCGCGUGGCCGCCAUGACGCAGAAGGAAAAACUGGACCACUGGAUCCGGGGAUACCUGAAGCGAGCGGAUCAGAACCAGGACGGCAAGAUGAGCUACGACGAAGUCAAACGGCUGCUGCAGAUGAUCAACAUCGACCUGAGCGAGCAAUAUGCCCGCAACUUAUUCAAGCGGUGCGACCGAUCGGGCGACGACCGCCUGGAUCACAUAGAGAUCGAGGAGUUCUGCAGGGAGCUGCUGAGGCGGCCCGAGCUGGACGCCGUGUUCAGACACUACUCGAGUAACGGCUGCGUCCUGUCCACCGCCGAGCUGCGGGACUUCCUGGGAGACCAAGGAGAAGACGCCUCGCUGAAUCACGCUCAGUACCUCAUCCUCACCUACGAGCUCAACGACUGGGCUCAGAGGAACCAGUUCAUGACCCAGAACGGUUUCACCAUGUACAUGUUGUCCCUGGAGAACGACGUCUUCAACCCCGACCACGCCAGAGUCCACCAGGACAUGAGCCGCCCUCUGGCCCACUACUUCAUCUCCUCGUCGCACAACACCUACCUUACCAAGGACCAAGUCACCAGCGCCAGCAGCACCGAGCCGUACAUCCGGGCUCUGAAUCAGGGCUGCCGCUGUGUGGAGCUGGACUGCUGGGACGGAGAUAAAGGCGAACCGGUCAUCUACCACGGCCACACUCUAACCUCCAAAGUCCCCUUCAAGGAGGUCAUUGAAACCAUCGCCCAGUACGCCUUCAAGGCGUCCCCAUACCCUCUAAUCCUGUCCUUGGAGAACCACUGUUCUGUGGAGCAGCAGGCCGUCAUGGCCAAACACCUCCGCACCAUCCUGGGCAGAAAACUGCUCACCAAACCCCUGAGCGAGCAGCCGCUGAAAGAGCUGCCGUCCCCCGAAGAGCUCAGGGGCCGGAUUCUGGUGAAAGGGAAGAAACACACUCCUCACCUGGGUCAGCUGGGCAAAACCGGCAGCACCGCCAGCUUCUCCUCCAGCUCCGAUGACGAACUCGCAGGCAGCAACAAGAACACGCCCAAGAAAGAUCCUGCAAAGGUCUGUUCCAAACUGAGCCCCGAGCUGUCGGAUCUGGUGGUUUACUGCAGGAGCGUCCACUUCCACGGGUUUAAAAACAUGUCUGACACAUCACCAAAUGAAAUGUCUUCCUUCUGUGAAAACGAUGCCCUCAGGCUCAUCAAAGACUCGGGGAAGCUUUUUGUAAGACACAACAGCAGGCAGCUGAGCCGGAUCUACCCCUCUGGCCAGCGCCUCCAAUCAUCCAACUAUGAUCCUCAGGAAAUGUGGAACGGCGGCUGCCAGAUGGUGGCUCUGAACUUCCAGACUCCCGGGGAGCAGAUGGAUUUGAACCAGGGUCGCUUCCUCCCAAACGGUCGCUGCGGUUAUGUCCUCAAACCCAGCUACUUGUGCAGCACGACGUCCAACUUUAACCCGGAGAACACGGGAGGAGGCCCCGGUCACAUCCCCACCCAGCUGACUGUACGAAUAAUUUCUGCACAGCAGCUGCCAAAAAUCAACACGGAGAAAGCGAGCUCCAUCGUGGACCCCCAGGUGUGGGUGGAAAUCCACGGGGUGGCGAUUGAUAACGCAAGAAACAAAACCCAACGCAUCGACAACAACGGCUUCAACCCGCGAUGGGACUGCACCCUGAGCUUCCAGCUGCAGGUCCCUGAGCUGGCCCUGGUGCGCUUCGUGGUGGAGGAUCACGAUCACACGGCCAAGAACGACUUUGUGGGCCAGUUUACUUUGCCGUUCACAAGCCUGCGCACAGGUUAUCGUCACGUUCAUUUACUGAAAGCAGACGGCUCCAGUUUGUCCCCCGCCACGCUUUUUAUCCACGUGAAAGUGAGCCGCAAAGGAGCUCCCGUCAAAACUGUGUCCGAGCGAAUGGCGGCCGCCAAAAGAAAAGCGUGACGAGCCACACUGAAGGUGGAAUUUUCUGAAAAAAGACUUUGGAGGAGGAAAAAGCUCUAAAUGUGAGGAAAGAAGAACCACUGCUACCAGCCGGUCUCCCAGUCCAGACCUGAAGUGGUCCAAUUUACCCUCAAACCACUUCCCAGUUGAGGAAGACAGAUGUUGUUCAGUAGAGAUGACAGAGCAUCAGUGCUGAGUGACACUUGAAAAAAUGAAAUUUAACGUCAUUAACACUCAUAUGAGUUGGAUAGAGAAGAGAUGUGUUAUUUUAACAUGACAGUAUUUGGAUUUUAGGAACUAUUUUAACAUUUUUACACUCAAGUAUUUGGGGUUUAGCUUUUAAAAAGGGCACUUUCUUAAUCUUAAAAGUACUUAAAGUAGGAGACCGAGCAGCUGUGUUUAAAAAAAAAAGAAAGAAAUAUCGCUGUUUUAACACUAACUGUGAUUUCAUACAGAUCUAAUUAUGUUUCAGUGAUUACCACAGGUUGUACUGUUCAUGAACAAACAAGGUUUAUUCAGUUAGUCUUACUUGAUACUUAUAAGAUAUUUUGGCACUUUUAUUUAAUGAUAACAGUGCACAACUUUCAAAUGAACUUGAAUUAGAGACAGUAUUAUUUGCAGACAGUUGUCUACUUGAGCUACUUACAAUAAUUGUGUUUUUCUCAGCAGCAUUUCACACGUUAACAAAAUAAGGUGUUUAGUUAAAUCACGUUUGACGAUAUUUGCAUGUAGGCUGAGUAAUUAUUUCUUGUUGCCAGUUGUCGUCCUUACGUUCAGACGGUUUAACACUAAGUGCAGCUUUCUAAUGCAACCACCAAUUACUGCAGGCUGCACUGAAUCAUUUAAUGCUCUUACAGGUGAUAAAAUGCUCCUGUGAUGGAAGGUGACGCACAGAAAUCGCUGUAAUUACAGUUUAUAUGAUCAAGAUGGGUUUUCGGUCGAUCCUAACUGAUGAGGAGUUAAAUAAGACGUUGCAGUGUUAAAGCUUAAAGCCUGUCGUGUGAAUGUGAUAAUGUGCGUGAGAGAAAAAAUGCUGUUUUUAUAAAGCACUAAUAACACA
Molecule: messenger RNA, 3808 nt
Organism: Amphiprion ocellaris (clown anemonefish)
Lineage: Eukaryota; Metazoa; Chordata; Actinopteri; Pomacentridae
Gene: plcd3a
Product: phospholipase C, delta 3a
Exons: 16
Coding region: 376-2748 (790 amino acids)
Biological process (GO): intracellular signal transduction; lipid metabolic process
Molecular function (GO): calcium ion binding; phosphatidylinositol-4,5-bisphosphate phospholipase C activity
Source: RefSeq, a predicted model, not a curated record